UUGCCAUGCCAAAGAAUGAAUGUCAACCAUUAAUGUUGUUAAGAAACUUCACCUUUAACUAAGUUCCAAAGCUUGGCUUGAAAUCACAAAUUCUGAGAAAAUGGAAAUCUCUACAUUUUACAUGUCUCCUUCUACGCCAUUUCUAAAGCCUCAGAAACCUCUAAAUCAAAUUUUUACCUGUAAAUUAAAUGCGCAUUUUCAGCAUUUUGCUUUUCACAGGCCAAUUAAUUGCUCAAUUCACAAAACUAGUACUCUCAUUUCUUCGCCUUCGUUUUCAAGCUUCAAUAGAAACACGUAUCGAUUCGCUCUGCUCAAAGUUAGGGCUGUGACGGAAAAUGCUGAAAGAUCUGAGGGUUCAAAGCCUCGUGAAUUGGCACAGACUCUGCAACUGGGCGCUAUGUUUGGAACGUGGUACCUUUUGAAUAUAUAUUACAACAUUUACAAUAAACAAGUUCUCAAGGUUUUUCCAUUUCCGGCAACUGUUACAGCAUUUCAAUUUGGCUGUGGAACAAUGCUGAUACUAUUUAUGUGGGGAUUUCGUCUCCACCCUAAACCCAACAUCAGUAAAUCUCAAUUUAAAGCAAUAUUUUUACUAGCUGCAGUUCACACAUUGGGAAAUCUUUUAACGAACAUCAGUCUUGGGAGAGUAGCAGUUUCCUUCACUCACACAAUCAAAGCAAUGGAACCAUUUUUUACAGUACUUCUUUCGGCCCUGUUUUUUGCAGAGAGGCCAUCUCUUUGGAUUGUAUCUUCCCUGAUUCCCAUUGUUGGUGGAGUAGCAUUAGCAUCAAUGACUGAAGCCUCUUUUAAUUGGAUAGGCUUUGGCAGUGCAAUGGCUUCCAAUUUGACUAACCAAUCACGUAAUGUAUUUAGCAAAAAAUUCAUGGUUAAAGAAGAGGAGGCGUUGGACAAUAUCAACUUGUUCUCUAUCAUUACAAUCAUUUCAUUCAUCCUUUUGGUUCCUGUUGCCAUUUUGAUGGAAGGGAUCAAGUUUACUCCAUCCUAUCUACAAUUUGCUGCAAGCCGGGGUUUAAAUGUCAGAGAACUAUGUGUGAGACUUCUUUUAGCUGGAUUCUGCCUUCACAGUUACCAACAGGUCUCAUACAUGAUACUACAAAUGAUAUCACCAGUGACACAUGCAGUUGGCAAUUGUGUGAAGAGAGUGGUGGUCAUUGUAUCCUCAGUCAUCUUUUUCCAAACACCUGUCUCACCAAUUAACUCUCUUGGGACUGCUCUAGCUCUAGCUGGAGUCUUUCUAUAUUCAAGAGCAAAGAGAUUACAGCCCAAGCCAAAAGUUGCAUGACAAGUGAAGAAAAGUAUCAAGUCUGAAUUUGCAACUCUGUAAAGAAUAGGAAAAACUCUCAUUAGGAUAUAUUCAUUUCAAUCUUUUUAUACCUUUGAUUAUUGUUAAUGCAGUCCUUUCUCAUGCCCCUUUGAAUUCCACAGCAAUAGCGAGGUCUAAUUCUGAAAA
Molecule: messenger RNA, 1471 nt
Organism: Nicotiana attenuata
Lineage: Eukaryota; Viridiplantae; Streptophyta; Magnoliopsida; Solanales; Solanaceae
Product: phosphoenolpyruvate/phosphate translocator 2, chloroplastic-like
Exons: 8
Coding region: 101-1303 (400 amino acids)
Biological process (GO): transmembrane transport
Cellular component (GO): Golgi apparatus; membrane
Molecular function (GO): antiporter activity
Source: RefSeq, a predicted model, not a curated record